AUGUUGUAGCUGAAUCGCAACCGUAUUUUCCAAUCUGGUUGAAACGGCGACAACAGGGUCUGAACCGAAGGGUAAACACUUCGAGUUCGACCCAGAAAAAGACCCAAAAAAGAAAAAAAGAAUAAUUCAAAGGGGCUAAAAAAAAAAAGAAGAAGAAAUUAAAGCAGCAUUUUAUAUGCUAUAAUAAUUAUAUUACUUAUAUUCAAGAUGGAGAAAAUGAAUUCCAAUACAUUUUUCCUACUUCUAUGUAUAUUGUAUGUUACUGUACCUAGCCUUAUCACCGCCCACCGGGCCACCAACCAAGACGAUGUUUACUGGCGGAGACGAGCCCAGGAAGCUUGGAUCAACACUCAAAAAUCUUACAACCCCAAUCCAGAAAAGGUUAUCCACGCCGUCAAUAAGCAAGCAUCCGCGCUUACGAAGAGUUUCUGGAACACCACCACGAGAAGAGAGCUGAGAGGCAAACUGAACGGAGGCAAAGGUGAAUGUAAGGCAACCAACCCGAUCGACGCAUGCUGGAGAUGCGACCCCAACUGGGCCGACAACCGACAGAAACUGGCCGACUGCGUGGUCGGGUUCGGGGCCAAAGCAACCGGGGGCAAAGGCGGGCGAAUCUACGUGGUGUCCGACCCUUCCGACGACAACGUGGUGGAUCCGAAACCCGGAACACUCCGCCACGCGGUGAUCCAGAAGGAGCCCCUAUGGAUCAUAUUCGACAAGAACAUGCUGAUCUCGCUCCAGCAAGAGCUGAUCAUGCAAGGCGACAAGACCAUCGACGCCCGCGGGCACACCGUCCACGUGGCGUUUGGGGCCGGGAUCACGAUCCAGUUCGUGAAGAACGUGAUCAUCCACGGGCUCCGGGUCCACGACAUCCACCAGGGAUCCGGAGGCGUGGUCCGGGAUGCCGAGGAUCAUUUCGGGCUCCGGACCAUGAGCGACGGGGACGGGAUCUCGAUCUUCGGGUCCAGUGACGUCUGGAUCGACCACGUGUCCAUGUGGAACUGCAAAGACGGGUUGAUCGACGCCGUCGAGGGGUCCACCGGAAUCACCAUUUCAAACGGCCACUUCACGGAUCAUAACGAAGUUAUGCUCUUCGGGGCGAGUGACAGCCAGUCCAAGGAUGCACUGAUGCAGAUUACGGUGGCGUUUAAUCAUUUCGGGAAGAGAUUAGUUCAAAGGAUGCCGAGAUGCAGAUGGGGAUAUAUUCAUGUUGUUAACAAUGAUUACACUCAUUGGGAAAUGUAUGCCAUUGGAGGUAGUCAACAUCCCACCAUCAUCAGUCAAGGAAAUCGCUUCAUUGCCCCUGAUGAUAACUUCAAGAAGGAGAUUACAAAGAGGGAUUAUGCUGACGAAUCAACAUGGAAGAAUUGGACAUGGAGGUCAGAAGGAGACUUAUUCAUGAACGGCGCAUUCUUCGUGCCAUCGGGGGAUCCGGAUUUUAUGAGCAAGCAUCAUGAGCUUUACGACGGCAUAGCUCCGGCAGAUGCUUCUCAGGUGACUUGGAUGACGAGGUUUGCCGGUGCACUUAACUGCAGGGAAGGAAGGAAAUGUUGAUCGGAGAUCGAUUUUUUUCCUUUCACUUUUUUGUUUUUUUUUUUACAAGUUUUAAAGAUCAUCGAUUCCCUUUUUUUUAGAUGUGAAUAUUAAUGUAUACAACAGAAAAACUUUACAAAUUAAGGGCCUUUCUUUUCAUUCAGGUUUUACUUUAUGUUAAUUGGUAAAGUACAUAACAAAAUUAAAUAAACAUAAAAAAAUCCCUUGUUUGUUGAAUGAACAGGGUACAACAUGAACAAGGAAAGCUCAAGUCUGUUAACGGGAUCGUCAAAUGAACAGGGAUUUAGCAUAUAUAGUACGUCUUGAAUUCUGCUCUCGAAAACGAUACUGAUCAUACUUUUCUGGUAGAGGGUAAAGUUGGUUACUAAACACAGAAAAAGAGACAUGUUUUAGGGAUAUCCAAAUAUCUUAAAUUGAAACAUUCCAUGAAUCUUAUUAGUGCAUACUCAGGA
This is a messenger RNA of Oldenlandia corymbosa var. corymbosa, 2006 nucleotides long. NCBI's taxonomy places the organism in Eukaryota, Viridiplantae, Streptophyta, Magnoliopsida, Gentianales, Rubiaceae. The record is from the annotation of a GenBank genome assembly.